AUAUAAUUCUCAAGAAUCGAACUUGAAUCUUAUCUUUUGGUACUUCUUGUCUUGCUAAUUCCAUAAAAAUUUAUAAUCACAAGAAUAGGGGUUUAGUAUAAACAAAAGAGAGAUCUCAUCUGAUCACUGAAAUGGAACUCGAGCUCGGUCUGGCUCCGGCGUCCCAUCGUUUCCUGGACAUGACCGGAGAUUCUGACUUGAACGGCGGCGAUAAAUCCGUGCCGGAGAAGAACCAGGCCGAGACGGCGAUGAUGAGGAAGAAGAAGAAACGGAGUUUCGAUGAGGCGGCGUCUGAGAGCUCCGGGCGGCCGGAGAAAAGAACGCUUGCUCUGUUUCGAUGGGGCGGGAAGGGAGAUGAUGGCGAGGAGGACGAUGGAAAUGACGCAGAGAAGUUGAGGAAUUGCCUUGUUCAUCAAAGGAGGUUUGAGGAAGAAAGCACAAUAGUGGGGUGGCCACCCAUAAGAUCAUGGAGGAAGAGGGCUCUACAUGAGCAGCAGGGGCACCAAUGGGGUGAAGAUGGAGGGUGUGGGCAUUGGGAGAAAAGUUGAUCUAAGUCUCUAUCAUUCUUACCAAGUUCUCACCAACCACUUGAUCAACAUGUUUGCAAGAUAUCGAGAUUGUGACGAAAAUGGAAGGGGUUAUACCAUAUUGUACCAACACAAAAAAGGAGACUGGAUGGUUGCUGGUGAUGUUCCAUGGACGACAUUUGUGGGGUCAGUUCGCAGGAUAGAAAUAUUGAAGAGUAGAAAGUGAAGAUGAAAAUUGUGAUUGAAAUAGGCAGUGUACAAUUUGUUCUAUAAAUUAUGUGUGUGAUAGGACACACUUUGUGCUGGUAUUUAAUAGCUCAUUGUUGAUAAAUAUUUUUUUAACUAAUAAACUAUUUGUAAACUA
This is a messenger RNA of Cuscuta campestris, 891 nucleotides long. The record is from the annotation of a GenBank genome assembly. NCBI's taxonomy places the organism in Eukaryota, Viridiplantae, Streptophyta, Magnoliopsida, Solanales, Convolvulaceae.